UGGCCGGGGGCGGCGCCGAGGCCGCCCGCUGGCCGGGAAGGGCGGUAGCGGGAGAGGCGCGAUGGAGGGCGCCGGGGACCAGCCCAGGAGCGGGGCCUCCGCCGCCAGCUCCGAGCAGAUCAUGAAGACCGGGGCCUUGCUGCUGCAGGGGUUCAUCCGGGACCGGGUGGCGCAGGUGGAGGGGGGCUCGGACCUCACCCCGGAGCAGCUGGGGGGCUCCGAGCUGCCGCCCCCCGACGCCUCCACCAAACGGCUCAGCGAAUGCCUGCGCAGGAUCGGGGAUGAACUGGACAGUAACAUGGAGCUGCAGAGAAUGAUUGAAUCGGUGGACACCAACUCCCCCCGCGACGUCUUCUUCCGAGUGGCAGCUGAGAUGUUCGCUGAUGGCACCUUCAACUGGGGCCGUGUGGUCGCCCUGUUCUACUUUGCCUGCAAACUUGUGCUCAAGGCCCUGUGUACCAAGGUGCCGGAGCUGAUCCGCACAAUCGUGGGCUGGACCCUCGACUUCUUGCGUGAGAGACUGCUGGGCUGGAUCCAGGCCCAGGGAGGCUGGGACGGUCUCCUCUCCUACUUCGGCACACCCACCUGGCAGACCCUCACCAUCUUCGCCGCUGGGGUCCUCACUGCGUCCCUCACCAUCUGGAAGAUGUCCUAGGGGCUGAGGGGGGGGAGGGGAGAGAGACCCUUCCCUGCCCCCCCCCCCCCUCCUCUGGGGCCCUGGGUGAUCUCAGAUUUGGGGGAUCUUUUCCAUGAACUGUUUUUGGGGGGAUUUUUUUUGCUUUUAUGAUAAAUUAUGACUUUGGGGGGGGGGGGUGGGUUUGUUACUUUUUUAAUUACGGGGGUGCGAGCCAGCUGCCUUGCUCUGAAUGCUAGGGGAGGGCGAGGAGGGUAAAGCCAAGAUCAUCAUUACUUCCUACUGAAUCUCCCC
This is a messenger RNA of Ornithorhynchus anatinus (platypus), 928 nucleotides long. It is a transcript of the gene BAX, whose product is annotated as BCL2 associated X, apoptosis regulator. Gene Ontology annotation, cellular component: mitochondrial outer membrane. The record is from RefSeq and is a predicted model, not a curated record. Lineage: Eukaryota; Metazoa; Chordata; Mammalia; Monotremata; Ornithorhynchidae. The transcript is spliced from 6 exons. Gene Ontology annotation, molecular function: protein homodimerization activity; protein heterodimerization activity; channel activity. Gene Ontology annotation, biological process: intrinsic apoptotic signaling pathway in response to DNA damage; release of cytochrome c from mitochondria; extrinsic apoptotic signaling pathway in absence of ligand. Bases 62 to 655 code for a protein of 197 amino acids.